Molecule: messenger RNA, 3494 nt
Organism: Microplitis demolitor
Lineage: Eukaryota; Metazoa; Arthropoda; Insecta; Hymenoptera; Braconidae
Gene: cn
Product: kynurenine 3-monooxygenase
Exons: 10
Coding region: 3-1385 (460 amino acids)
Biological process (GO): quinolinate biosynthetic process; NAD+ metabolic process; L-tryptophan catabolic process
Cellular component (GO): mitochondrial outer membrane
Molecular function (GO): FAD binding; NAD(P)H oxidase H2O2-forming activity; kynurenine 3-monooxygenase activity
Source: RefSeq, a predicted model, not a curated record
CCAUGAAGAAAACAACUCGUAGUAUGGACAUCGUUAUUGUUGGUGGUGGUUUGGUGGGAGGAUUAUCUGCUUGUGCUCUCGCUAAACGUGGUCAUCGUGUUCGUGUUUACGAGUAUCGAUCUGACAUCAGAAUUGAAGAAGCCCGAGGUCAAAGCAUUGAUCUUUCUCUGUCAUAUCGUGGUCGUCAAGGUCUCAAACUGAUUGAUCUUGAAGACAAAAUUGUUAAUCAUCACGGUAUUCGUAUGCGGGGUAGAAUGCUCCAUGGUAAAGAUGGAAGUCUUAAGGAAAUGAUUUACGACAGCGUGAAAAAAAAUGCACUCUAUUCUGUUAGUCGGAUGUACAUGAAUCAAGUUCUUCUUGACGCUGCUGAUAAAUAUCCAACAGUAACUUUGUUCUUCAAUCAUAAACUUCUAGAAGCUGAUCUGGAUCUUGGCAAAUUGAAAUUUUUGAACACAAAAAAACAUGAAAUAAUUGAAGUAGAAGCUGAUUUGAUAAUUGGAGCAGACGGUGCUCAUUCUACGGUACGUAAAAUGAUGUUGAAAAGACCUGGUUUCGAUUUUUCACAAACUUAUAUUGAACAUGGUUAUGUUGAGAUCAAUAUCCCGCCGCGAAUGAUUGAUGAUAAUCGUCCUGAACGUGGUCAUGAGUUUUGUAUGAGUUCAAAUCAUUUACAUAUUUGGCCGCGAGGUACAUUUAUGAUGAUAGCUAUGCCAAAUGAUGACUAUUCAUUUACUGGAAAUAUUUUCGCUCCACUUGAAAUUCUUAAUGGUCUUGACACACCAGAAAAAGUUAUUGAUUUUUUUAAUAAACAAUUUCCUGAUAUAGUUCCGCUUAUUGGCGGUAAUCAGAAACUUAUUGAUAAUUUUUUUAUGGUUAAACCGAAAUCUCUUAUUUCAAUAAAAUGUAAUCCUUAUCAUAUGGGAAAAAGUUUAAUUUUGGGCGAUGCUGCACAUGCGAUGGUACCUUUCUAUGCCCAAGGAAUGAAUGCAGCUUUCGAAGAUAUUCUUAUACUCAAUGAACUAAUGGAUCUUUAUAAUGAAGAUAUGUCACAAGUAUUACCAGCUUUUUCAAAAAAACGAUCUGCUGAUGCUCAUGUCAUUUGUGAUCUUGCAAUGUAUAAUUAUAUUGAAAUGCGAGAGCUUGUAUUAAAAAAAACAUUUCUUUUACGUCGUACACUUGACACAUUUCUUCACAAGAUGUUGCCAAAUAAUUGGUUACCUCUCUACCAUACUGUUCAUUUUACUCGAAUGGGAUUCCGUGAUUGUGUUGAAAAUCGUGCUUGGCAAGAUAAAGUUCUCCAAAGAUGUAUGUGGUUUUUAUUUGCGGCUAUAACAAUUGGUAUUCUCUUUACUUCAUUAAAUACAGCCUACUGGCACAGAGCAUAAUUUUUUUUUUUCUAAUAAUUUUCAUCGUUUCUUGACGGAUCCGAAUUACGGUAAAUUUCCAUAAUUUACUGCAUAUUGACGAAAUUAACCUUAAAAUACUAUUUUUCCACAACAAUUUUGCCGCAUUUUACUGCAAUUUACGGUAAUUUUCCAUGAUAGACGGUAUUUUAAGGCAAUUUACCGCAAUAUCUAGCAUUUUUACUGUAAGCACUGUAUCCUUUUUUUAUUUUUGUAGUUAUAUAGUAUAAUACUUUACUUUAGGUAAGAUACCACAGGCUUACCGCAAUUAACGGUAAAUUGCCUUCCUUUUACCGCAAAUUCGCGGAAAAAAUGCCGUACGCAAAAAAAUGAAUUAUAAAAAUUAGUAAUUGAUAACUAAAAAUUUAGAAUGUGGUCACAAUUUAAUAUCAUCUCAAACAGUAAUUUCGUGGUUUUAUUGAAUAUAUUAUAAUGAUCUUAAUUUAAAUAUUUAAAUUUAAAGUAUUUAUGGGGCAUUUCGCGCCAAAUUGGACGGUUUUAAGAAUUUUAAUUUUUAAUUUUUGUUAUUUUUUGACAUUUUUUAGGACUUAUCAAAAAACUCAUCCUCCUAAUUUUUGAUAUUUUUUUGAUAAUUGGUUCAAAAGAUGGUUUUCUCAUGGUUUUUUGUUGUACUUUUAGAAAAAAAAUACAAAUAAUUUUUUAGAAAAAUUUUUCUGCAUUAUGAGUUUUAAAACUUUAAAGUCGUUUUCUGAAAAUCAUGCAUAUUUUAAUUUUCCUGAAAAUGUGUCUCAACAAAUUACUAUCUAUUCCACAACUUUUCAGAUGGUUCCGGUCGUGGGACCUCCGCGGCUACUAUUUUUUUUUCGACUAUUGAAAAUUAAAAAAAUUUUAUUUUUAUAAUUUAAAAAAUUAUAAUAAUUUAACGUUUCAGCUCCAACAUUCGAUGUUUGGAGCAUUUAAGUUUAUAGUAAAAAAGUAAAAAAAUAUUCAGUAUGAUAAAUGAAAUUUUCAAUGUCAAACAAUUAAUUUUAUGUACAAUGGUAUAUAAUUAUUACUUUCUUCAAAUUUUUGCAAAGUAUAUUUCAAGCGCAUCAGUUUUUAUACUUUGAAACAAUAAAAUUUUAGUUAUGUUUGUAAGCUUUUAGUCUAUGUGAACCCUAGCAGAUUUGAAUUGCGGUAAAUUACCGUAAAUAACCGUAAUUUACAACGCUCGGAAGAGUUUGUGUGAUUUACCACAAUUUACAGAAAAUUGCCGUAAAUUACGGUAGUUUACGGUAAAUGACAGUAAAACCCGUAUUUACGGCAAAUUUACGAUAAAAUUGCAUCAAUUCGCCGUAAAAUUUACGGCAAUACUGUAGUGUUUUUACCCCAAAUUUACGGUAUUCAGAAUCAUUGCCGUAAAAAUACGGCAUUUUACCGUAAACUGCGGUUAUCUACCGUAAUUUGCGGUAUUUCACGGUAAAAUACGGUAUUUUCCGUAAAAUAUGGUAAUUUACCAUAAUUCGAAUCCACUAGGGAAACAAUUAACCUAAAAUGUUACUGAUGCGCGGCUAUAUCUAUAUGGCAAGAUGACAUAUUUUAUCAUUUCAAACAAUAAAAUUUAAAAACCAAAAGUGACUAUUUUUUUUUCAUAUCAAUAUAUUUUAAAGAAUCAUUCUUAUACUUUUUCGCUUUCAAUAUUAUAUUAUUUAUAAAUUACCCUCUUUGAUGCGGGUUUAUCGUUCAAACAAUAAAAAUUUAUUGAAAAUCCGAAUAAAAUUUGUCAUUUAUUUUUUUGCGUGCGUACUUUCGUUGCGAAAGUCCGGUAAUUUACCGCAAAAGACCGCAAUUUUUCCUAAUGCCGUAAAUUGCGGUUAUUCUCGUAAUUUACCGUAAUCCAGAUCCACCAGGACUGCCCGCUCUAUAAUAUAAUAAUAAUAUUCUUCGUCCUUCAUUAAUAGUUAUACUAAAAAACAUUCCGUACUAUUAAUUUAAAAAUAACAAAUCAUAUAAUAUUACUGUAGUCUAGAAGUAACAAUUAUUUUUUUCUUAAAUAAUUAAUUAAAUGUAGUUAUCAUUAAACGUAUAAAAUUAAAAUAUAUAUUAAAUUUGAAAUAGCAUUUUAAUAUGAACUAUAGGUUCAACUAGGUC